Molecule: messenger RNA, 1478 nt
Organism: Anneissia japonica
Lineage: Eukaryota; Metazoa; Echinodermata; Crinoidea; Comatulida; Comatulidae
Product: hemicentin-1-like
Exons: 2
Coding region: 241-546 (101 amino acids)
Source: RefSeq, a predicted model, not a curated record
GCGCGAGCCAAUGAAAAGGUUCGUUGUCAAACACGUUCUGUCAUUUAGCAAGUGGACUUGAUUGCGGUAGCAGGGCUGGUGUUUCCUCGAAUUCCGCUCUACAUAAGUCCGUCUUUGCUACAAUUGAUUUCUGGGUUUUCGUUGUGCGGAUUCAGCCUCUCACGGAGUUGUUAUAAAGACAAUUUUUUUCGAAGUUACUUUGACCAUUCUAAUGGGUGUCUGAUCACAGAUACAUUCAACAUGAAAUCUACCAUACUCGGCAUUUUGGCCAUUCUUAUCUUUUGUCAGCAAGCUGGAGUGAAAUCGCAGCCACAAGUCGUAUACGAUACAAAUAACAAUUAUGUAGAGGAAAGCGAAACAAAUGAUCUGGGAUAUGCGGCAUCAACUUUAACGUUUGUAUUCGACGUUACUGGUUCCAUGUACGAUGACUUGGUACAAGUUAUUGAAGGUGCUGCAAAAAUUCUGGAGGAAACCCUCUCAAGACGAGAACAACCACUCCAAAAUUUUGCUCUUGUUCCUUUCCAUGAUCCAGAUACUGGAAUAUGAAAUACCACCAUUUAAGGCAGAUGUUUGCUGCCAGGGCCCCAAUGGCAGGGGUCUAGUGCCUAGCGUAGUCAAGUGACAGUGCCCAUGGUCUUCCUGCCUGUACCCUACCAUCUUGGCUUUACUGAGGGGUUUUUUCCCAUCUAGAAAUAGCCUGUUGUAUGUGAUAACAUAGAACCUAUUUAUGUAUCAUAUUAAAUAGGGUCAGUGGUGAUUCUUUGUAACACUUAAAAUAGUAACACAAGCAACAUUUGUGUUUAAGUAAAGCAUCCAGGCGAGGUGACACUUGUGAAAAGUGGUGCUUCAUUAUAGGCUAAUCUGAUUUGAGUCCAUUGUGGAUGAGUAUUGACUUAAGGGGAUUAUCACUACAUCUUUAAAACCCCACUUCCUUCUGUCUUCUAAUUUGGGCUUUGUUAGGUUAAGUGUUUACUCAUGGAGUUGUGCUAGAGGAGGCUUAUCAAGAUAGAAAUCUGUUCGACAGGAAUCAACGGACUUGAAAAGGAUUGUAUGAUGUUUAAAGGUUUUAUCGUAAUUUUCAAAAGUUCAGGACAUAUAUAUCACAGUGAAAGAAAAUAUUGAUGAAUGUUGUCAUUUUGAAGUCUUAUUGGAUCAUUAUAAUAUUUCAAGAGGAUGUUUCUUACUUGCAGUAUAGUAACUUAAUAUUUUAAUUAAUAUUAAUAAGUGAUCUUCUCACCACAGUCACAAAGUAGAAGUAACAUGAAUAUUUAAAAUAAAGUAAUAUAUAUAAAAAUCAAAAGAUACUUUGUUGAUUGCAUUUAAUACUGUAGGUAAAAUUUGCCUUUCAAAUUUCAGUGUCAUUUGUUGCAACUUUUGCUAUCUUGUCAUUAAAAUGAUUUAAAGAUUAUUGAAAUUGAAAGUAUCAAUUUAAAUAACUUGUUUAUUACUUAUUUGCUUAUGUAAAGUUCUAUUAUAUA